AUGAUGGACAGGAGUGCGUUGGUGCGGCAGGUGGAGAGUGUGGAGAGAAGCAUUGUUUUCCUGAGACAGGAGCAGCUGACGCUAUUGCAUGGUUUACACUUGGAGAUCCUGGCCCUGCAGAAACGCUGCACAGAACUGACUCAAGAGCUCAGUGUAAAACCUCUUGGCAAAAGUGAAGCAGAGGUGCUUGAAGAGGAGGAGAUGCUGGAGGCUCGCUGCCGGACUGUGGAGGGCAGGCUACAGGAGGAGCAGCACUCGCAGGAGGAGCUGCGUGAGGAGCUGAGCCACAAGGGAGUGCUGGUGGGGGCUCUGCGGGCCAGUCUGAAAGAGAAAGAGCGGCACUUUCUGGAGGAGCUCAAGAACCGCAGCCACAGGUCCACUGCACUAAACAGUGAUCUGCAAAAGCAAACAAAGGUUGCGGCCCACCUGUCCUUCCAGCUGCAUGCAGCCAGGCAGAAGCUGCAACAGAAACAGCAGUGCAGGAUGCAGGAAAUUCUGGGGACAAAAAAUCCAUCUUCCCUCAGCUUGUGUCAAACCGAUCACAACACAACCGUGGUCAAACCCAAACGCCGCAGUGGUGUCAGAGCAUAUUCACACAUCCGCUCUGAGCGUGCCAGGGAGUGUGUGCCUCGCGAGAGGGUGAUGGGACCUGAGGAGCCCAUGGCCAUGCCUGACCCUGCCCUGUUUCUUCACCCACGCAGACCUAGGUCACUCCAGAUUCAAACACACACCCUGCAGGGGGCUGAGGGGGGAGAGGGGUCAGACGAAACUCGUCAUAGAGAAACAGUGAGCAGGCUGGUUGCCACAAUUCCAAUGAAAACAGCAGCUACUGCUGAAAGCAAGGCAGAGUAAAAAUGCUGUUCUGCUUCAAA
Trichomycterus rosablanca is the source of this 872-nucleotide messenger RNA. It is a transcript of the gene ccdc92ba, whose product is annotated as coiled-coil domain containing 92Ba. Bases 1 to 852 code for a protein of 283 amino acids. The transcript is spliced from 3 exons. The record is from RefSeq and is a predicted model, not a curated record. Lineage: Eukaryota; Metazoa; Chordata; Actinopteri; Siluriformes; Trichomycteridae.